AAUGGAAGCAUUUAAAGCCCCAGAGAUACAGAGAAAGAAGACUAUAGUCAAAGCGACUCACAAGAAUGUACUCAGGAAAUGUUAUUUGAACUUACAAAAGAAUUUCAGUGACAACAAUAAUGAUGAUAUGCCUGGAAUCAACUUGUUUAAUUCAGAUUUUAAUUUCUCCUUGCCCAAGAGCACUGAGAUAGGAGUAAACGCUGAUUUUACAUGGAAUAAGAUUGUCAAGGCUGCUAUUGCCAGGAAAGCAAAGUCCAUCAUGGAGCCUCCCACUACACAAGAGAUGAUAGGUAAAGGACUCAUCUCUGAUCUUGAUGCUCUAUCAGAUGAGUCUGAUGAUGAGGACUGAGAUUUCAGGAGAAUGGAGUCUACUUUGACUGGAAAUGUAAGACCAGAGUAUAACGAAAAACCAGAGAUUAAGAGGAUUCAUUCACAUUCUUGGAAUGCUUCAGGGAAUCAAUUCUCAGAAUCUCCUAAAGUACAAAGUGGCUGGAAUUCUCCAAGAUUAUGCGAACUCUACCCUGAUAUUAGCAUCAAUGACUUUGAAAUAAUAAAAUUCAUCGGAAGAGGCUCAUUCAGUGUUAUUAACCUUGCUAAUUUUACCAAGGAUAAUCAGAAUUACGCUCUCAAACAGUGAAGAAAAGAGGAUAUUUCAAGGUCUAAUAAAAUAACAAACUUGAUGAGAGAGAAGGACAUUCUAUCUGUUCUGGAUCAUCAAAAUAUGAUCAGACUUGAGGAAACCUUCCAAGAUGAUACUAACCUCUAUUUCUGCUUUCAAUAUUAUCAAUAUGGAGACUUGUCUGCUCUUAUUAGGUCUAAAAAGAAGUUGAAUCUUGACCAGACAAGAUUUUAUGCAAUGGAACUUAUAAAUGCUCUCGAAUAUCUCAGAGACCUUAAUAUUGUCCAUAGAGAUAUCAAGCCAGAGAACAUUAUGAUUGACAAUAACUUUCAUUGAAAGCUGGGUGACUUUGGCUGCGCCAAAGUCAUCGAUCCGGAAGCAGUCAAGGAAGAAAUCAAUCAGAAAUGUGGAAAGGAAAAUGAUGUUUUCGAAGUAGAGCAGAACUAUGAAUCCUUCUUUGAUUCUACUGAUGAUACUGAUAAUGAUUUUGAUAUACCUGGAGAUUUCAAGCAAGCUACCUUUGUAGGUACACCUCUGUAUAUAUCUCCAGAGAUGCUAGAGCAUAGUAUCGCUCACUUUUCUUCAGAUCUAUGGAGUUUAGGCUGAGUUAUAUACCAAUGCCUUCUUGGUUAUCCCCCAUUCAAAGGCUCAACAGAAAGAAUAGUUUUUGAAGAAAUUUUAAAUUGACAGAUAGAAAUACCAAUCGAUAUUGAUGCAGCAGCGGAAGACUUAAUUCUAAAACUACUAAGCAUCAAUCCCUUAGAAAGACUAGGUGCUGGUGAAGAAGGCUCUAUCAACGACUUUGAGGUUCUCAAAAGCCACGUUUUCUUCAACGGGUAUGACUUCAACGACAUAAACAACCAAAAUCCCCCUAUAGAGUCCAUCCUACAUACACAAUUAUCCCAAGAAGACGACUACGACGACCUAAUUUUCUCUCCUGAGUAGUCACAUAUCACCUAAAUUCAAUAAAUCUAA
Molecule: messenger RNA, 1594 nt
Organism: Moneuplotes crassus
Lineage: Eukaryota; Ciliophora; Spirotrichea; Euplotida; Euplotidae
Source: the annotation of a GenBank genome assembly